Oryza sativa Japonica Group (Japanese rice) is the source of this 2459-nucleotide messenger RNA. RefSeq names its product NAD-dependent malic enzyme 59 kDa isoform, mitochondrial. The record is from RefSeq and is a predicted model, not a curated record. Gene Ontology annotation, cellular component: mitochondrion. NCBI's taxonomy places the organism in Eukaryota, Viridiplantae, Streptophyta, Magnoliopsida, Poales, Poaceae. Gene Ontology annotation, biological process: pyruvate metabolic process; malate metabolic process. Gene Ontology annotation, molecular function: NAD binding; malate dehydrogenase (decarboxylating) (NAD+) activity.
UGUCGCCGCCGUCGGUUGGACCCCCCCCGACAACGCCUCCACCGGUAGGAGCCGCGUCCUCCGCGCGCGAGCGCGAGUUAUCCUCACCACCCACCGCUCGUCGCCUCCACUCCGAUCGCCGCCGCGCGGCAGGGGAGGGGGGGAGGGUAUCCUCACCGCCGGUGCCCUCACCGCGGCGACCCUUCAAAAUCCCCCAGGACGCCGGGAGGGGAUCGGCUCCGACUCCGUCCGAGCACGCGCCACCGCCACCGCCACCGCCAUUGUGGGCCCUCGAUCCCGGGGCGGCGCGCGAUGUGGCGUCACGCGGCGCGGCGGUCGUCGGCGCAGAUCCGGCGGAGCGGGGUCAUGUCGUCGUCGUCGUCGCCGGCGGCCCCCGCUGCCGCGGCCGGCGCCGCGGUGCCCGGCCCCUGCAUCGUCCACAAGCGCGGCACCGACAUCCUCCACGACCCAUGGUUCAACAAGGACACGGCGUUCCCCAUGACGGAGCGGGAUCGCCUUGGCCUCCGCGGCCUCCUCCCGCCGCGGGUCAUGUCGUUCGAGCAGCAGUACGACCGCUUCAUAAACUCGUUCAGGUCGCUGGAGCACAACACCCGGGGAGAGCCCGACACCAUCGUCGCGCUGGCCAAGUGGAGGAUCCUCAACAGGCUGCACGACCGGAACGAGACGCUGUACUACAGAGUUCUAAUUGACAAUAUCAAGGAUUUCGCGCCGAUAAUAUACACUCCGACUGUUGGGUUGGUCUGCGAGAAUUACAGUGGCUUGUUCAGGCGCCCCCGUGGGAUGUAUUUCAGCGCCAAGGAUAAGGGGGAGAUGAUGUCGAUGAUUUACAACUGGCCAGCCGAGAAGGUUGACAUGAUAGUUGUGACUGAUGGGAGCCGUAUUCUAGGUCUAGGUGAUCUUGGAGUUCAGGGCAUAGGUAUACCUAUCGGUAAACUUGAUGUUUAUGUUGCCGCUGCUGGUAUCAAUCCACAAAAGGUUCUUCCAAUUAUGCUUGACGUUGGAACAAAUAACACAAAGCUUCUAGAAGACAAGCUAUAUUUAGGACUGAGGCAACCUAGGCUGGAAGGAGAAGAAUACUUGUCUGUUGUAGAUGAAUUCAUGGAAGCUGUUCAUGCACGUUGGCCGAAAGCAGUUGUGCAGUUUGAAGACUUCCAAAUGAAAUGGGCCUUUGAAACUCUUCAGAGGUAUCGGAACCGAUUUUGUAUGUUCAAUGAUGACGUGCAGGGGACAGCAGGAGUUGCUCUAGCUGGCCUACUUGGAGCUGUGAGAGCACAAGGUCGACCCCUCUCUGAUUUUACUAAGCAGAAGAUAGUUGUGGUGGGAGCUGGAAGUGCUGGGAUAGGUGUGCUUAAUAUGGCUAAACAGGCGAUGCUAAGGAUGCCAGGGAUAAACAGGAGCGGGGAAGGGCAUAAUCAAUUCUGGGUUCUGGACAAAGAUGGACUUAUUACCAAAUCCAGAAAGGGCCUGGAUCCUGCAGUUGCUCGCUAUGCCAGAGGUUUUGGUCCUGAAGAGGUGCAAGAUCUCCAUGAGGGGGCUAGUCUUGUUGAAGUGGUCAGGAAAGUGAAGCCUCAUGUGCUUUUAGGACUUUCUGGAGUUGGGGGCAUAUUUAAUGAGGAGGUUCUCAAGGCUAUGAAAGAAUCCGAUUCCCCUCGUCCUGCAAUUUUUGCAAUGUCCAACCCAACUACUAAAGCCGAAUGUACUCCUGAAGAUGUAUUCAAAUAUGUUGGAGACAAUGCAGUAUUUGCCAGUGGAAGCCCUUUCAGUAAUGUCACUUUAGGCAAUGGUAGACAAGGGUACGCUAAUCAAGCAAACAAUAUGUAUCUGUUUCCUGGUAUCGGUUUAGGAGCCCUUCUUUCAGGUGCUCGGCAUAUUACAGAUGGCAUGCUCCAAUCAGCAGCUGAGUGCCUUGCGUCAUACAUCACAGACGAUGAAAUUCGAAAAGGCAUCCUCUUUCCAUCAAUCUCAAGUAUCAGGCACAUCACCGCACGUGUCGGCGCCGCAGUCGUCCGUGCCGCUGUUGAUGAAGAUCUGGCCGAGGGGCGUUGUGAUGUAGACGCUAGGGACCUCAAGAGCAUGACUGAGGCGGACACAGUCGACUUUGUGGCUCGGAAGAUGUGGUACCCUAUUUACAGCCCCCUCGUGAACGAUAAGUGAAGCUCGAUGAAGUGAAAAAUCUGACGUUGCAUGAACCAGAUGUAGCACCUGAACAACUAUCAGUCACAUAUUUGUUCAGACUUAUUUUUUUUGUUGCUAUUUUCAUUUAGCUGCGCUACUGGAGGGUAAUUCAGCAGAUACCGAUGCCCACGUCUAUGGCUAUGUUAUCACGCCACGCCAUUUUUUUGUUCUGUUUUGACAGCUUCCGUCAUCAAACGUUGCUCAAUUUCAAGAUUAGUUGAGCUACAUAAAUUUACAUCUCGUGCUUUACUACAUUCUACUAAUAUAUUUUUUUUGGAUAUUGA